Misgurnus anguillicaudatus (oriental weatherfish) is the source of this 3125-nucleotide messenger RNA. It is a transcript of the gene fdxacb1, whose product is annotated as ferredoxin-fold anticodon binding domain containing 1. The record is from RefSeq and is a predicted model, not a curated record. Gene Ontology annotation, biological process: rRNA base methylation. Gene Ontology annotation, molecular function: rRNA (uridine-N3-)-methyltransferase activity. Lineage: Eukaryota; Metazoa; Chordata; Actinopteri; Cypriniformes; Cobitidae. Gene Ontology annotation, cellular component: cytoplasm.
AUGCUGCAUCGCAUUUUAAUUUAUGCUAGUUUUUAAGGUUCAGGGGGCGUCGUUCCGUGCGUGCUGUUGCAUGCGGCACGCGUUCCCCUAGGAACGAAACUUCGGCGCUGCACGGUAGCAAAUGACCGACCCCCUCUUUCUCAACCGCACUUUCUUACGUAAACGGACCAAACACCGUGAAGAAACCCUUGCUCUUUUGUAACCUUUGGUUUUAAUGUCUUAAUUAGAUUUCAGCAUCUAAAGCGACAGAUGUCAUUAGGCGUCAUGGUGACAUCCACACACAGUGUCUAUCCUGGUUAGAUCGGUCUCGCUAGUCGAUUAAGCGUCGUAAUGCUUACUUGAAAUAUGUUGAAAAGUUAUGUUUUAAUGUGACUGUUCGCUGUGUCGUUUAACGUUACGUGGAAAUGUUCAAGACACGCGAAUUUCUACUUGUAGGGGAAGGCAACUUCUCGUUCUCCGCAGCCUUGAUCGAGAACGCGGGCGACGGUGUCGUUGUGACCGCGACUUGCUUUCAAAGCGAGGAGGAUACGAACAGACAGGAGGGUGCCGCAUUAAACAUACAGAGACUACGAGAGAGAGGAUCAAUAGUUCUGUUUGAGGUGGACUGCACACGCCUGAAGGAGUAUGAAGACAUCAAGCAUCAUCUUUAUGACUGCAUUAUCUUUAAUUUCCCUCACUGUGGGCGUAAAAGUGGUGUGAAGAAGAAUCGCAUUCUGUUAGCGAAAUUUUUCCAGAGUGCUGUUGCAGUCUUGAAGGACAAUGGGGAAGUGCAUGUCACCUUGUGCAACGGGCAAGGUGGCACUCCAUGUGACAGACCAAUAAGAGAAUGGCACAAUAGCUGGCAGGUGGUUGCCAUGGCAGCAGAAGCUGGACUAAUUCUAAGUGAAAUUCAUCCUUUUGACUGUCAAAUGUAUCAAGGUUACAGAUGUACAGGUUACAGGAGUCAAGACAAAGGUUUUCAUGUAGAGGGAGGUUUGACGCACAUGUUUACUCGGAGUCUCCCAUACACCGUGCCAGAGAAACUGAAGAUGGAGAAAACAAUUGGGAAGGAGACAGUUUGUUUUGAGAUUUCAGCAGAGUUGUCUGAGUAUUUAAACAGGAAUUUCCUUGGUCCGCAGUCACAUCAUCCGGUAAAAACUGUCCAAGAGUUGUUGCUCAGAGAGUUAAAAUCAGUUUGGCCCGUAUGCACCAUAAACAAGGAAUUCCCAGAACUGGUAACCUGCCUACCAGAAACGCUUCAGGAAUAUGACCCCACUCUGUCCCACUCAGAACUUUACUGGAUUAAACCAACACAUACCUAUUUAUUUGACCAGAAUGACCGUGAGCAAGUAAACGGUGAGCCUAUGGAUGAUCAACCGAGCUUUACUGGCAGCUAUGCACUACGACCAUCUCUGCUGUUUCAUGUCCAGGAGAUCACCCAGAAUGAAGACUUCAGCCCUGGAACGCUUCAUGCUGUCAGUGGUCUGGUUUUUCAAAGAGUACCUAUUUCCUCGAUCCGUUCUUCUGCUUUCCACCAGCUCCUAUUGGUGGGAAUGUUCCCCUCAGAAUCCCACCCUCUCAAGUGCUUCUGGGAUUCUUUGGAGUCACUGCUCACAACUUACGGUGUCUCCUUUGAGGAGAUGCAAACAGGCCAGCAAUUUUGGAUGAAUUCAAAGACGCUUUCAAAAUUUGGAUGCGUCACAUCACUGCCCUCCUUAGCUUCAGACCUUGAAGGUUCACAGUUAAUUGUUGUCGCAAUAAACUUAGACCAUUUGGCUACUCUGAUCUUCGGCAUCUCUGACUGGCGAUUGCUGUGGAGCGCAGACCCUCGCUUUCUCCGGCAAUUUGAGCUCAAUCCCCUUGGAGCUUUCUGUCCGUUUUCCCUGUACCCACCAAGCUACAUACAUGACAUCAGUUUCUGGAUGGAUCCAGAUAGCUAUGAGGAGCUUGAUUUCCACGCAGUUAUACGAGAGGCUACUUUGGGCGCCGUUAAGGAUGUGGUGUUAGUGGACCGCUUCAGACACCCGCACAUGGGUCAUGCAAGCCUCUGCUAUAGGCUCACAUAUCAGUCACCAGAUCGUGCCCUCUCAUACAGCCAGGUUUUGGGAUUACAGAGUCAGUUACGGAAACUGUUACCAAUGCGUCUACAAGUAACCCUGAGGUGAACUAAAGAGGCUUAAAUAGUGGAUUUACAGAGCAUAUCAAAGAUUAUUUAUACAGCUGUAUGUUUACAGUUUAUAAGCCUAAAUGUUUUAUAUAUGUUAAAGCAGAUGAGUGAUUGUAUACUUCACUUAAAGAUUUGUUCUGCACAAUGCACAGACAUUUCUUUUUUUUUAAGCUGAAUGUAUAUUUUUAGUGUUUACAAUGUGUGUAUUAUGUCUGGUAAAUUACUCAGAAUAUGACGUUAUUCCAGCAGUUUGAUAUUGUGUUUAAUCACAAUAUGUUUACAUAUUGCUAUUUUUAUUCUAAAUUAAACAUAUAUUAAGUUAUUAAGUAUCAAACAUUUUACAUCGUAGCAUCACAGGGUUAUAAAUCUCAGUAGUACAAUGCCACAUCCUCUUGCAUUUGGUGAAAUUAAAAUGUUAGUUAUAUAAUUGCAUAUAAUUUUAAUUCUGCAUGUUAAAGCAGUUGCAGUAAUUAAAAACUUAGAUAUUUCUGAUGCAAUCGUAUCUGAUGGAUGUUUAAAUAUUUUUCUAAUAUCUUGUAAGACACACGUAAGCAUACACAGAGUCUGAAGCUGCAUUUAAUACUGUGAUACAAUUUUCAUAAUAUUAUGUAAUAUUGUUAUUGCUGUAUAAUUGACUGUAAAUUGUUAUUGCUGUAUAUAUAAAGGAAUAAUUCACCCCAAAAUGAUGCUUAAGUUGGAUAUAUUUCAAGUUUAAAUAUAAUGGUAAAGGUUAUUUACAACAGCUAUCAUAUAAGUACAGUGCUUACUUUCGUUCUCCCCUUAUUUUAUGAAAAAAUUUCAGUCAGGACAUGCAGCACCAUCUUCAUUUUUGGAUUAAUUAUUCCUUUAACAUUUUUAUAUUAAAUAUAACAAUGACAGGCAUGAAAUCCAGCACUAAAGGACUGCUGUGUGUAUAAUCCUAGGGCUCCUCGUGUGAAAUGUUUACAUUUUCUCAACAAAUUAAAAAUAAAAUGCCAUA